AGCCUAGAAGAAGAACAGUUAUUAAAAACAAAGGGUCUAGGUGCUGCUAUACACAUAAGUAACUUUUUAUUAGAAACUAUUAAACAACUUAAAGAUAGAUGUGUAGGUGUAUUUGCCUUCAACAAUACCACAUCCUAUAAAGCAUUUUCUGAGAAUACUCUUGUGGCUUUGAAAAUGAAUCUUGGUCUGGGUGAUUUAACUUCAAAAAU
Cetraspora pellucida is the source of this 209-nucleotide messenger RNA. NCBI's taxonomy places the organism in Eukaryota, Fungi, Glomeromycota, Glomeromycetes, Diversisporales, Gigasporaceae. The record is from the annotation of a GenBank genome assembly.